AUGGCCGAAUCAAGCAAGAUUCAUCCUGCAACUCUUGUGAACAACAUCAAGUCUUGUAUCCCCAUCACUCUAGAUUAUGAGGGCAAGCAAUUUAACACUUGGUCGACUCUUUUCCAACUUCAUUGCCGUGCGAAUUUGGUGAUCGAGCACAUAAUUCCACCUCCGGUGGAUCCUUCGGCCAAGAAAACCGAACCCACCCCUGCUGAACAAGCUCUUACUCAACGCCUUGACGACAUCGUUCGACAAUGGAUUUAUAAUACCAUCUCCCCGGACCUUAUGAAUUCGAUUAUUGACAAUGAUGACUCAGAGUUGGAUGCGUGGAAACGGUUGGAGGAAUUCUUUCUCAAUAACAAGUCUACUAGAGCUUUGCAACUUGAUGCUCAAUUUACAAAUACUCGGCUGGAGCAAUUUGAUGGCGUCAAGGCAUAUUGCACUCAUCUUAAGUCUUUCGCGGAUAGCUUGAAAAAUGUUGGGGAUCAAGUCUCCGAUAAUCGUAUGGCACUUCAGCUUUUAAAGGGUUUAACAGAGGAGUAUAAGCCCUUUCGAACAUCAGUCCGCCAUAUGAACCCUCUGCCUUCCUUUGAUACUCUCCGUUCCAUGCUCGAGCUUGAAGAGCAAGGUAAUGCCACCGACAUCACCCACGACACCCACGAAGAGGCGCUUCUUUCUCAUGCCAAUUCCACGGGUCAGCAGGGUCAAGGAGAAUCCUCACAAAAUUCUUCUCGGGGGCAGCCUCGUCAAGGUGGCCGGAAAAACAAGGGCAAGGGUGGUAAAGGGAAAGGGGGUGGCGCGCCAGCCGCCGCCAGCCGGAGAAACCACCAGCAGCCGCCGUAG
Messenger RNA from Chenopodium quinoa (quinoa), 834 nucleotides. RefSeq lists its product as uncharacterized. The transcript has a single exon. The coding region runs from base 1 to 834 and encodes 277 amino acids. NCBI's taxonomy places the organism in Eukaryota, Viridiplantae, Streptophyta, Magnoliopsida, Caryophyllales, Amaranthaceae. The record is from RefSeq and is a predicted model, not a curated record.